This is a messenger RNA of Rhincodon typus (whale shark), 5649 nucleotides long. It is a transcript of the gene oplah, whose product is annotated as 5-oxoprolinase, ATP-hydrolysing. Gene Ontology annotation, cellular component: cytosol. Bases 1 to 2460 code for a protein of 819 amino acids. Gene Ontology annotation, molecular function: 5-oxoprolinase (ATP-hydrolyzing) activity. Gene Ontology annotation, biological process: glutathione metabolic process. The transcript is spliced from 17 exons. Lineage: Eukaryota; Metazoa; Chordata; Chondrichthyes; Orectolobiformes; Rhincodontidae. The record is from RefSeq and is a predicted model, not a curated record.
AUGGAUGUCACUCGGAGGUGGCCUAAUCACGAGAAACAAAUUGGGGAUUUGGCAAAGCGGCUCGGGUUCAAACACAUCUCGCUGUCCUCGGAGGUGAUGCCCAUGAUCCGUGCUGUCCCUCGUGGUUACACAGCCUGUGCUGAUGCCUAUCUGACACCAUGCAUUAAGAAAUACCUCAAUGGGUUCAGUGCAGGAUUCCAGGACAGUCUCAAAGAUGUCCGGGUGUUGUUCAUGCAGUCUGAUGGUGGGCUAACGCCGAUGGAGCGGUUCAGUGGGUCUAGGGCUAUCCUCUCAGGUCCAGCAGGAGGUGUGGUUGGCUACGCACUCACCACAUGCACAGGCGGCUGUACAAGACCGGUCAUCGGCUUCGACAUGGGCGGCACAUCGACAGAUGUGAGCCGCUAUGCAGGGGAGUAUGAGCACGUGUUCGAGGCUACAACCGCAGGAAUUACCAUCCAGGCCCCUCAGCUCGAUGUCAACACUGUGGCAGCCGGUGGGGGCUCCAUCCUCUCCUUCAGGUCUGGACUGUUUGUCGUUGGUCCGGGAUCAGCCGGAGCUCAUCCGGGCCCCACCUGUUAUCGGAAAGGAGGCCCACUUACCAUCACUGAUGCCAAUCUUUGCCUCGGGCGACUGCUGCCAGAUUAUUUUCCCAAAAUCUUCGGUCCCUCAGAGGACCAGCCGCUGUGGAAGGAAGGGGCUCUGAAUGAGUUGCGGAAAGUUACGGAACAGGUCAAUGCCUUUCUCUGUGACCAAGGCGAUGAGGAGAAAGAAUGUAGCCAAACACAGAUGACUCUGGAAGAAGUUGCUCUGGGAUUUGUCCGGGUGGCCAACGAGUCAAUGUGUCGACCAAUCAGAGCUCUAACUCAGACUACGUCACUUGUGUGUGGGAGUCACACAGAUAUCUUUGAUCAUUUUCACUUGGGCUGUCUUCAGACGCACCUGAAGAUCAGGCGCCAGGAGAAAACACCAGUGUGUCAGAUUCACACGGAGGCUUUCCUUCACUUGCGAUAUGACCGUACCGACUGUGCCCUCAUGUGUUCUGGCAGCUCACACCCUCCACGCCGUGGCUCUGAUUCCUGUCGCCAUGGAGACUUCCACACUGCCUUCACCAGCAGGUACAUGAAAGAGUUUGGCUUCGUAAUACCAGACCGGCCGAUCAUAGUGGAUGACAUCCGCGUGCGUGGCUGUGCCAAAUCUGCUUUCAAAAAGGAACAGAAAAUGAAAUGCAGUGGAAGAGAGCCUCGCGUUGAAACUGUGGUAAAGUGUUACUUUGAUGAGGGUUAUCUAGACACUGCUGUAUACCUCAUGGAGGAUCUGUCAUGUGAUCAUACAGUUUCUGGACCCGCGAUCAUCAUUGAUAAAAACAGCACCAUCCUGGUUGAACCAGACUGUAUCGCUGGUGUCACUAAGCUUGGUGAUAUCCAGAUCACCAUCGGCAGAGGGAAGCUACAGACUGUCGGACCCAGACUGGAUACAAUCCAGCUCUCCAUCUUUUCACAUCGCUUCAUGAGCAUCGCAGAGCAGAUGGGUCAUACACUACAGAGAACAGCCAUCUCCACCAACAUCAAGGAGCGACUGGACUUCUCUUGCGCACUGUUUGGCCCCACAGGGGGCCUGGUGUCCAAUGCCCCCCACAUCCCCGUACACCUGGGAGCAAUGCAGGAAACUGUGCAGUUCCAGAUUAAUCAUCUCGGUGAUGACCUCAAAGAAGGCGAUGUUAUCCUGAGUAACCAUCCCAGUGCGGGUGGAAGCCAUCUUCCUGACCUGACGGUUAUCACUCCGGUUUUUCGAAAAGGUGUUUCUCACGCGGUGUUUUUUGUAGCAAGCCGAGGGCACCAUGCUGACAUUGGUGGCAUCACCCCUGGCUCCAUGCCACCUCACUCCAAAUCGUUGCAGGAGGAAGGAGCUGUCUUCACUUCGUUCAAGCUAGUGAAGGAUGGGGUCUUCCAGGAGGAGGCUGUUACCAAGGCACUCCAGGCCCCAGCACAGAUCCCAGGCAGCAGCGGGACACGCAAUCUCCAUGACAAUCUGUCAGAUCUGCGGGCACAGGUAGCAGCCAAUCAGAAAGGGAUCCAACUGGUGAAUGAGCUGAUCGAUGUGUACGGGUUGGAGGUGGUCCAAGCUUACAUGGCCCACAUUCAGCAUAAUGCGGAAGUCGCUGUGAAGGAGAUGUUGAAGGAGUUUGCCCAUCGAUGUCAGCAGAGGGAUGGGCUGGUGGAGGUCCAUGCUGAGGAUUACAUGGAUGAUGGCACUCCAAUCAGAUUGAAAGUGAAAGUCAGCGAGGCAGAGGACACUUUCCUGUUGCACACGCCUGGAGGGGGAGGUUGGGGCUGGGAUGAAGAUGUGACAGCCAAUUUUGAAGAUUUGCCAAGAUCGGGGCCAGCGAAUCAGAAGGCCGGAGUCUGUUUUCCCGAACGGGGAAGUGUGUUCGAACAUAGACUGUCCCAAGAGUCAGUGUGAACAAGAUCAACCUGAGACUCCAGCAAAAUACCCUUCCUCUGCCAUUCAAAUUUCGGGAUACUUCAAUAGAACGUGGGGGACAGAGGGAGACUGAUUCCCCUUCUUCACCCUUCAGGUCCCCAGACAGCAAAUGCCAGAAACAGGGAUAGCCCUACGUGUCUGUGGGAACUCUCUUUCCCGUCCAUCCCUCCCUCCAGCUCUCACUGACCUGACUACACACAAUAAGGACAACUGCCUCAGAACAUUCUGAAGCACUUUACAGCCAAUCGCAAUUCUUCUCAAGUCUUGUCAUUGCUGCAAUAUAGGAAACUCGGCAGCUAAUUUGUGCACAACAAGAUCCCACAAAUGAAAACGAGAUGAAUGACCAGAAUUCUCCUUUUUUUUUCCCGUUGAGGGAUAAAGGUUGUCUCAUGACGCUGAGACGAACUCCAACCACUCCAGCAAAAUAUUGCGGAUGCUGGAAAUCUGAAAUAAAAAAACAGAAAUUGCUGAUAACACUCGUCAGACGUAGACAUAGGAGUGGAAGGAGGCCAUUCAGCCCAUCGAGUUUGCUCUGCCAUUCAGUGAGAUCAUGGCUGAUCUGAUAAUCCUCAACUCCACUUUCCUGCCCUUUUCCCAGAACCACUAAUUCCCUCACUGUAUUAAAACAUGUGUCAAUCUCAACAGUAAAAAAAUUUUAAAUAUUGCACAGAAUCACUACCUUCUGAAAGAAGAAAUUCCUCCUCACCUCUGUCUUAAUUGAGCAACCCCUUAUUCUGUAAUGAUGGCCUCAGGUCCUAGGCUCUCCCAUGAGGGAAAACAACCUCUCCACAUCUAUCUUGUCAAGUCCCCUAAAAAUCUUGUACGCGUCAUUCAUCCAAUCUCCAAUGAGCACAGACCCAACCUACUCAACGUCUCCUCAUAUGACAGUCCAUCCCGACUGCUGACUGAACCUUCUCUGGAUGCCUCCUAUGGCAGAAUAUCUUUUCUUCGAUAAGGGAGCCAAAACUCUUCACAGUAUUCCAGCUGUGGUCCAACUAGUGCCUUGAACAGAUUUAGCAAAACCUCCCUAUUUUUAUACUCCGUGCCCUUUUCAAACUAAAGGCCAAAAUUCCAUUUGCCUUCGCCAUCACCCACUGAACUUGUACGCUAACUUCCUCUAAUUCAUGCAUGAAGACUCCUAAAUCCUUCUGUUCUGUAGCUUUCUGCAGUCUUUCUCCAUUCAAAUAAUAUUCAGCUCCUCUACUCUUCCUGCCAAAAGGUGUAACCACACUUUACCCCACAUUAUUUUUCAUCUGCCAAGUUUUUUCCCAUUCGCUUAACCUGUCUAUAUCCCUCAGCAGACACUGCAUGUCAUCCCCACCACUUGCCUUCCCACCUAUUUUUGUGUCAUCCACAAACUUGGCGAUAGUACAUUCACUUUCCUCAAGUUAAGUCAUUCAUAUAUUGCGACGAACAAGCGUGGCUAGGGAGACAAAAUGAAUGGUUCAGGUCAGUGAUCCUUCAGAAUAUUAGGAAGGCUAGAAAUGUAAAAGUAGGGUUUGAGAAAAUAGUGGGGGUGGCUGAGUGAGGGAUGCGGUAGAAGGAGCACUAAAGGGAAGAUCUGCUGUGGGGCAGCGGGGGGGAUCAGGAGAAUCAAUGGGUUCAAGGUGCAAAGGUCAAAUGGAAGGUUAAUGGGUAGAGUAAAGGACGGAAAAAUCCAGACAGGGGGCAUUAGGAAGCAGGGCAAAGGAAAAAGGAGAAUUUAAAACUGAAGUUUUUGUGAAAAAAAAACAAGUGUACAAAACAAAAUGGAGGCCGAUGUUCCAGUCUAAAAUCAAUGUCAAGAUCAGAUGGCUGCAGAGUUUUAAGUCUGAAGAGAAGAAGAAGGCCAUUCAGCCCCUUGAGCGUGAUCCUCAAUCUUAACACUACUUCCUCACUGUAUCUCUAUAUCCUUUGAUUCCCAGAGUGGCCAAAAAUCUGUCAACCUCUGUCUGGAAUAUACCAAUUGAACAUUCUGGGGUUCAGAAUUUCAAAGAUUCACGAGAAAUGAGAAUAGGACCAGUUCUUUCAAUCCCUCCAGCCUGUUCCACCAUUCAAGAUGGUCCUGCCUGAUCUGAUUGUAACCCCAAAUCUACAUUCCCAUCAAUUCCGUCAUAACUUUGCACCCCCAUGUUUAUCAAGAAUCUGUCUACUUUUCCUUUAAAAAAUGCAAGGACUCUGUUUCCACUUCUGAAAGACUCACGAUGAUGGAAGAGAAUUUUCUUGUCUUAUUACCUUCUAAAUGGGCAAUCUCUGAUUUUUAAACAGUGGCCCUUAGUUCUAGAUUCUCUAGGCAAACGAGAAGACCAACAGAUCUGAGAAGUGAGAGCAUUUAGAAUUCAGCAAAAGGACGACAAAAGGGAUUGGUUAAGAAAAGGAAAAUAGAGCACGAGAGUAAGCUUGUGGGGAACUUACAAACUGACUGUCAAAGUUUCUGUAGGUGUGUGAAAACAAAAAGAUGGGUAGAGACAAAUUAAGUCCCCUACAGUCAGAAACAGGGCAAUUUAUAAAAGCGACAAAGAAACAGCUGAUCAACUAAAUGCAUAAUUUGGUUCUCUGUUCACAAUAACAUACUAGAAAUGUUGGGGGACACAGGUUUUACUAAGAGACAAGAACCGAGGCAAAUCUGUAUUAGUAGAGAAAUGAUGUUUUGGAAAUUGAUGCGACUGAAGGCUGAUAAAUCUCUAGGGCCUGCCAAUCUCCAUCCCAGUGUACUUCAGGAAGUGGCCCUUGAAGUAGUGGACAGAUUAGUCAUCUCUCAAGAUUCUAUAAGAUCUUGACAUUCUUUAAGUUCCUACAGAUUGGAGAGAGUUGGAAGUCACACAAUACCAGGUUAUAGUCCAACAGGUUUAUUUGAAAUCACAAGCUUUCGAAGCACUGCUCCUCAAUUGUAUUUUCUUUUACUGCACUGGACAAAAUUUGAUUGAAGUAACAAUUUGCGUUAGAAUGACAUUUCUUUGUACGUUUACAAGCCUGAGGCAAGUUGACUUCUGACUUUGUCCAUCCCAGUCCAGCAACAGCACCCCCACAACAUACAGAUUGGAGGGUAGCUAAUGUAACCCCUCUAUAUUAAAAUGGAGGUAGAGAUACAACGGAGAAUUAUAGACCAGUCAGCCUUACAUUGGUAGUGGGAAAAUGCUAGAGUCCACGAUAAAAGAAUUAAUAGCUGAGCACUUAGAAAACAGUGGC